AUGUAUCCACCACAGGAAGGAAAGCCAUCCUACAAUCAGCCACAACCAGGUGCUGCCACAGGCUUUCCGGUCAGCUACAACAGCAACCCAUCCACAUACUCCGGCACCACAUCCUCCGACUACCAGCCACCUCCUCCUCCGCCUAAGCCUAUAGUUGACUGGUCCACCGGUCUUUGUGAUUGCUGCUCUGACCCCGGAAAAAGUUGCAUAACAUUUUGGUGUCCAUGUAUUACUUUUGGCCAAGUCGCAGAAAUCAUCGACAAGGGAUCAACUUCAUGUGGUGCUAGUGGGGCACUGUACACGUUGAUUUGUUGUGUGAUUGGGUGUGGUUGUUUGUAUUCUUGCGUCUACCGUUCAAAGAUGAGACAACAAUAUGGUUUGAAAGGAAAUGAUUGUACGGAUUGUAUCAUUCAUUGUUUCUGUGAGACUUGCGCCUUGUGUCAAGAAUAUCGCGAGCUCAAACACCGUGGAUUCGACAUGGUUAUUGGGUGGCAUGGAAAUGUUGAGCAACGAACUCGAGGGAUAGUGAUGGCUUCAAAUGCCGCUACAACUACCGCUCCAACUGUGGAAUUAGGCAUGAGUCGUUGA
Lathyrus sativus (Indian pea) is the source of this 588-nucleotide messenger RNA. The record is from the annotation of a GenBank genome assembly. Lineage: Eukaryota; Viridiplantae; Streptophyta; Magnoliopsida; Fabales; Fabaceae.